CCGUGGUAUUGUUUCUUCAACGCUAUGCAGGGAUCUUUCUCUUGUCCUUGUGUCUCCGACACGCCAGUACCUCACGUGAAGUUCUCCCAAAACCACAUCUUAUAAAACCCGUCAGCUUCCUCUCUUCACAACUUCACCUCUACCUCCCCUUCACUCCCUCACUUCACACACCUCACAAUGGCCACCCCCCAACAACCACCACGCCUCUACUUCGCCUACGGUUCCAACCUCUCCCUCUCCCAAAUGGCCUCCCGCUGCCCCACCUCAACCUACCACGCCCUCGGCAUCCUCCACAACUACAAAUGGAUUAUCGGCCUACGAGGCUACGCAAAUGUGGUCUCUUCCCCUCCCCACUCCCACUCCCAACAAGAAGACCUCGUAUAUGGCCUCCUCUACACCCUCCAGCCCUCAGAUGAAGCGCUCCUAGACCGUGCAGAAGGCGUGCCCCGAUCUUACACCAAGCAUGUACUUGACGUCGAACUCGUCGUUCCUGGGAAAGAAGGGAAGGAGAGAGUGAAGGCGUUGGUGUACGUGGAUGAAGUGAGGACGGCGACGGGUGUUUGUAAAGAAGAGUACGUGGGGAGGAUGAAUAGGGGGAUAAGGGACGCGGUAGAGAAAGGCAUGCCGGGGAGUUAUGUGGAGGGGGUGUUGAGGAAGUGGGUUAGGGAUGUGGAGGUCAGUGAUGGAGAGGAGGUGGGGGAUCCAUUUCAUCCCGGGCAGGAGGUGAUUCCGGAGUAGUGUCAUGUGGUGGCAUGAGAAGGGAGGAAUUGGGCCAGGAUGGGGUGGGAGAUGUGGGCGUUGAGUUUGGGUGAGGGGUAUGGAGCUGGGUUUAUGAGGAGGUACUGAUGGCGAGUGAUUCAACUAAUGUGCACCUGUCCAAGGGAACUUUGUUGGGUUCUUCUGGGUGGUUGCCAAGCAAUGAGGAGAUAAAGCUACCAGUUCUUGUGUUUUGCUGUGGAAAAGAGCGAGUGAGCUGUAGUCUUUAUAUUAAGAGUUGUCCAUGACAUCAGUAUAAGGGAAUCAAUCAUAUCUUACUCCAUUGGAGAGGAGACCACAUGGGAAGGCGUGAUUCUGUUGAAGAUCGUA
This is a messenger RNA of Hyaloscypha bicolor E, 1086 nucleotides long. RefSeq lists its product as uncharacterized. NCBI's taxonomy places the organism in Eukaryota, Fungi, Ascomycota, Leotiomycetes, Helotiales, Hyaloscyphaceae. The transcript has a single exon. Gene Ontology annotation, molecular function: gamma-glutamylcyclotransferase activity. Bases 178 to 738 code for a protein of 186 amino acids. The record is from RefSeq and is a predicted model, not a curated record.